AUGGCGGCGGAGGAGGUCCUCCCGGCAGUGGAGCCUUCUUCCUUCUCCAUCUCCCUCUCUUCUUCAAACUCAAGCUCUUCUCCCUGCAAUUCUCCUCUCUCUCAUACUCCUCCCUCCCCCUGUCCCUCUUCCCUAUUCCCUCCUUUCUCUUCCCCUUCUCAGCAGUUCUUCUCCACCGCCGGCGAAUCCCAGAUCGGUCUGAGCUGCCUGAAUCCAGCGCAGCUCCGGCAGGUCCAGUCCCAGAUGGCCCUCUUCCAGCGGAAGAACGGCCCUCAGAGCUUCUCACUCAGCUUCCUCGGCCCGCCGCCUCGGUCCAUGAAGAACCCCGGCGGCGGCGGCGCCGCGGGGAAGCUCUACCGGGGGGUGCGGCAGCGGCACUGGGGAAAGUGGGUGGCGGAGAUUCGCCUGCCGAGGAACCGCACGCGCCUCUGGUUGGGGACCUUCGACACCGCCAUGGAGGCCGCUAUGGCCUACGACGACGCCGCCUUCAAGCUCCGGGGCGAGCUCGCCCGCCUCAACUUCCCCCAUCGCCGCGGCAACGGAUCCCCCGCCGCCGCCGACGCCCCCGCCAGGCCCCUCCCCGCCGCCGUCGACGCCAAGCUCCAGGCCAUCUGCCAGUCCAUGGCCAGCGGAUUCCCACCGGCGGCGCCGCCCCCCUCAUCCCUCGCGGCGGUGGACAAAUCCCCCAGCGAGUCCUCAUCGCCGCCCACCUCGCCGGAGCCCGACAUGGGCAGCUUGAAAUUCUCCGAGCCUGCGUGGGACGAAGGAGAGGGCUUCCUCCUAAGGAAGUACCCUUCAUGGGAGAUCGACUGGGACACUAUCUUUUCCCCUAACUAG
Molecule: messenger RNA, 837 nt
Organism: Spirodela intermedia
Lineage: Eukaryota; Viridiplantae; Streptophyta; Magnoliopsida; Alismatales; Araceae
Source: the annotation of a GenBank genome assembly